Ostertagia ostertagi is the source of this 192-nucleotide messenger RNA. The record is from the annotation of a GenBank genome assembly. NCBI's taxonomy places the organism in Eukaryota, Metazoa, Nematoda, Chromadorea, Rhabditida, Trichostrongylidae.
AUGCAGAUAUCACAGCAAACAUACAUUCGUCUGCUUGUUAUUGAGCAUGCAAAUCUCGUCUCCGUCAGCAGACCGGUGUACUGGGCAUCAUAUAUCGAUUCCGCCGAGUGUCGACAUUUGGUCACCGCCAUCAAUUCAAAGAUUGACUCGUUUAUAGAAACUUGCUCAACAACUCAUGUGCAGAUAGUGUAA